Molecule: messenger RNA, 2264 nt
Organism: Vitis riparia (riverbank grape)
Lineage: Eukaryota; Viridiplantae; Streptophyta; Magnoliopsida; Vitales; Vitaceae
Product: alpha-mannosidase I MNS5
Exons: 15
Coding region: 167-1888 (573 amino acids)
Biological process (GO): carbohydrate metabolic process; endoplasmic reticulum mannose trimming; mannose trimming involved in glycoprotein ERAD pathway
Cellular component (GO): endoplasmic reticulum; membrane
Molecular function (GO): calcium ion binding; mannosyl-oligosaccharide 1,2-alpha-mannosidase activity
Source: RefSeq, a predicted model, not a curated record
UUCCAAAAAAUUUAUUAAGUCAGUCCGCAGGUUGUGAUAAGGGCAAGCAUCUUUGUUUCAUCAGAUCUCCCUUCAAUCUGAUGCGAAUCUGUCCACUAUCCAGAGAUAUACAACAGUAGAGGGUUUAGUCAAAUCUUCACUUCCCUCUCUCUGAAAUCGAAGGAACAUGUUUUCUCCGAAUUUUGGGACAGGGGUUCUCAUGUUUCUCCUCGUAUCUUCCACGUUCGUCCACUCUUCCAUGUCCGAAAUCGACGCCAAGAAGCGGUAUAUGAGAGAAAAAGUUCGCAAAAUGUUUUACCAUGCAUAUGAUAACUACAUGGCUCACGCAUUUCCACAUGAUGAGCUAAAGCCUCUUUCCAAAACUUUCACCGACUCCCUUAGUGAGCUUGGGAAUCUAAAUCUUGAACACUUAUCAGAGCACUAUAAUGGGUCGGCCCUUACACUCAUAGAAUCAUUGUCCAGCCUUGUUAUCUUGGGUAACAACACAGAAUUUGAAAGAGCAGUUCGUUGGCUUUCUGAAAACCUAUCAUUUGAUGUUGAUGUGAGGACAAAUCUUUUUGAGUGCAACAUAAGAGUUCUUGGAGGACUUGUUUCUGCUCAUAUUCUUGCAACUGAUUCUAGAAACAGGUUAGUGCAAGGAACUUACAAGAAUGAGCUACUUAUUCUGGCUGAAGAUUUAGGGCGGCGCUUUUUACCUGCAUUUGAUACACCCACUGGAUUGCCUUAUGCAUGGAUUAACUUAAAGUACGGAGUGAUGGAGAAUGAGACAACUGAAACAAGUACAUCAGGGUGUGGUUCAUUGAUUCUUGAAAUGGGAGCUUUAUCACAAUUAACUGGUGAUCCCCGAUAUGAAUCUGCAGCUUUGCGUGCUCUUCGUAAAUUAUGGAGCAUGCGAAGCUCUCUGAAUCUACUGGGAACAACAUUGGAUGUGGCAACUGGAGAAUGGAUAGAGUAUUCAUCCGGGAUAGGUGCUGGUGUUGAUUCUUUCUAUGAGUAUCUUAUCAAAGCUCACAUUCUUUUUGGGAAGGAGGAGUUAUGGAGAAUGUUUCAGUCGGCCUAUCUUGCUGUGCAGAAAUAUUUCAGACAUGGUCCAUGGUACCAUGAAGCUGAUAUGAGAACAGGAAAAGCAACAUAUUGGCAACUUACCAGCCUCCAAGCAUUCUGGCCAGGUGUACAGGUUCUUAUAGGGGAUAUUGCAGCUGCUAAUUCAUCACAUCGUGAAUUUGUUUAUGUGUGGGAGAAGUUUGGAGUGCUACCUGAAAGGUAUUUGCUGGACCAUCAAAUGUUGCAUCCCACUGAGAAAUAUUAUCCUUUGCGCCCGGAAUUGGCAGAAUCCACAUUUUAUUUAUAUCAGGCGACCAAAGACCCAUGGUACAUAGAAGUGGGAAAAUCAAUGGUAGAUUCUCUUAAUUUAUAUGCGAAAGUUGAAGGGGGGUUUGCAAGCAUUAAAGAUGUAACGACUAUGCAACUGGAAGACCAUCAACACAGUUUCUUCCUUGCUGAAACGUGCAAGUAUCUAUAUCUUCUCUUUGACGAUUCAUUUUUGGUUGAUCGGAAUUAUGUUUUCACAACUGAGGGUCACCCUCUUCCAGUCAUUAGUGCUUGGCAUGACAGACUUCCAGAAAAUUACAUUCCCACCAAUGGGACUUCUAUCAAGAGUGAAAAGCAAGCAGCAAGACGAUCGAGUGCAAUGUCUUUGCAAGUGUGUCCUGCAACAACCUUGAACUCUGGACGUAGCAGUCAACAAGUCGAGAGUGCUUGCCACAUUCCUGAUGCUCAAAGCGACCACAGGUGUCUGACUGAAGAUGAAUGUGGGGUUGAUGCAACCACUUGUAGGCGAAGAUCAUGCAGCAUGGCUGGCUACUGCGGGCUAUGGCUGUUCAUAUGAUCCCCCUGCUAUGACCACAUUCUUUCUGCAACAAAGAAAUAAAUGUGAAUCUGAAACCUAGAAUCUGGUGGUACAAGGGAAGCUCUCCAGCAGGGAUAAUUAUUCUGGCAGGUAUGUAAUCUAACACACCAAAUGGUAUAGCAAAGGAGAAACUGAUAGGAAUAAUCCCUUACACAAAAUCCUUCAAAGAAAACCAAAUAUGUAUGUUCUGUCUGAUGAUUGUGGUUGUAACCUCUCAUAUUUUUAUUUUUUAUUUUUUAUUUUUUUGUUUCAAAUUCAGACUGAGGCUAUUUUGAACAGAAUGUGAUCUUAUGAUCUUCAUGCAAAUUCAUGAUAAGGGUCGCAUAAUCAAAUCCUACCAUUGAGUUCUAGUCAA